AUGGGUUGGUCCCAAACAAGGGAAAUGGCACCGGUUAUUUGUAAUUUCGAUUUGAUGGCACGGCUGGCAUCGUUUGCUCUGGAGGACAAGUACGAAGUACACAACGGCGAUGAAAGCACACCAGCAAUCGUAGUGCAUCCAUGCGAGACUCCACUGGACGCCUCGUCCAGCAUAGAAAUGCCGCGCACACCGAGGCCGUCGUCUCCUCCAUGA
Ostertagia ostertagi is the source of this 213-nucleotide messenger RNA. The record is from the annotation of a GenBank genome assembly. NCBI's taxonomy places the organism in Eukaryota, Metazoa, Nematoda, Chromadorea, Rhabditida, Trichostrongylidae.